Molecule: messenger RNA, 1731 nt
Organism: Gasterosteus aculeatus aculeatus (three-spined stickleback)
Lineage: Eukaryota; Metazoa; Chordata; Actinopteri; Perciformes; Gasterosteidae
Source: RefSeq, a predicted model, not a curated record
AUUUUAAGUAACAGUACAGCUGCAAUCUGGUCAUAACACAAAAACACAAAUUAAUAUGGGACACUACAUGCAUACAUUGACUAUGUGCUAAGGCUUUGUAUGAGGGAUCCUGAACAAACCGACACUUGUCCAAAGUCUGCCCUCAAGCAGAUCCUCCAGACCCAAAACGAUAAGCAGAAAUAGCUCUUUGGUUUCCUCCCAAAGGAUUUCCCCGAAUUAGAACCAUUUUGUCCAGUCUUGUUUCUGUGAACAACCGUUCCUCAUGUUUUCCAUCCUGUAGGCUCUCACACUCUUUUGGAGCGUCACAGUUUUAAUAUGUCAUUUAGGGUCAUUAAAGGUCAAAAUAGUUAAGAGGUCAGCUGUCACUGACUGCUUCGCUUGUUUUAAAGUGACCAACUUUAUUGUCGUUCUGCAUGAUGAAUACUUCUAUUCACAUCAGUACUUGAAUAUCUGGGUAAAAUAUCUUUAACAUCUUGUUUCACAUCGAGAGAAAGUACAGAACCAAAUGUUGUAUCAUAUUUCUCAUAUGACAGUGAAGGAUCCGUAUGAGGUUUCAACCAUCUAUUAAUUGUUAAAUAAUUGUAAAUAAGACAAAGGUCCCACUGUAUUUUUGUUGUUGUUGUUCUCAAUUUGAGUUUUACGGUGAACCUCAGAAAGAGAAAAACAACAGUGUAAAUUAUUCAGUGUCUUAUAAUUAUGGCAGAUGUGGUUUAUUGUCCCAUGGGCCAAUCUUCCGGCCAACUCUGGGUAUUGAGGCACAAGUUAGAGUGAAUUACCACUGAGCAUCGUCCUCAUGUCGGCAUAAACAUGUUAGCUUUCAAUGAAUUUAGGAAGGAAGCACAGGAUGCCGACUUGUGAUAAAAAAUAACUAGCGCAUGCAGACAUUUCUAAAUUUGUUUUCGCUCCAGCCUGCAUGAUGGGAAUAAUGGGAGAAAACUGGGUGUCACAACUGUAUGUGAAACGCUGCUGUCAGCCAAAGUCAUUCAACCUGUAUUGUAUUAUUGAUCUUGAACCAAUGGCGAAGCAGGGUUUGUUUUGGGGAGGGGCGGGCGAAUGGACGUUGGUGUAGCAGUGACGCUGAUACCAAAAUGCUGCUCUUCUGUAAUCUAAGUUUCAAAAAAGGACUGCCGCUCCAGCAUAACCAUCUCUCACUGUGACCGACCAGAAAGAGGAAAGAUCUCCAGUGAUGACCGGCCCUCAGAGGCUGCUCUGCCUGUGGGUUUGGCUGCUGCUCGUGGCAACUCUGUGCCCAGGUGCAGACGGUAAGCGAGGAGGCUUCUUCAAGGGUAAAAAAAAAGACGACAAAGAUGGCAAAGAUGGCAAAGAUGGCAAAGAUGGCAAGGCACCUUCCCCUCCGGGCCGAGGCCUCUCCAAGCAGGGCCUGAAGUGGGCUGGAGCUGCAGCAGCGGCCGGCAUGCUGGGGGGCUCUGGCACCGGGCUGGGGCUCUUGGGGAAGUCAAAGCACAGAUCUGGGAGUCACCACGGCCACAAGGCGGCUUCCUCUGAGAAAGAUCAGCGGCUUCACCACAACGAAAGCCAAAGACCUCCCAACCAGUCGCCGUGGAGAGCCUUCGUAAAGGCGGCCGCUCCCACGACCAGCGUCGUCCUCACGCUGGGACACGCGGUGUCUUUCCUCGUAGCCGCCUGGAUAGGAGACAUUUAACACGUCUGGUCGCUGGAGAAACAAGUCGGUCGUUGAAUCAAAUGAAAUAAAAGCUGCUUUGAACAAAU